This is a messenger RNA of Schistocerca gregaria, 1380 nucleotides long. Its product is annotated as fibropellin-1-like. The transcript has 2 exons. The coding region runs from base 1 to 1380 and encodes 459 amino acids. Gene Ontology annotation, biological process: epidermal growth factor receptor signaling pathway. Gene Ontology annotation, molecular function: receptor ligand activity; epidermal growth factor receptor binding. The record is from RefSeq and is a predicted model, not a curated record. NCBI's taxonomy places the organism in Eukaryota, Metazoa, Arthropoda, Insecta, Orthoptera, Acrididae.
AUGAAUCUACUUACAGGCGCAAUAUUUACUUUUGCGCUUUACACGGGAAUCUCAUGUUUUGUUCAGACCCGUAACCAGCCACUUUCUAGAUGGAUGCUUGGAAGAAUCCAAAACGCUUGUCCAUCGGCAGCAAAUGAUUCAUUUUGCCUCAACGGUGGCACAUCCAGAGCCGAAAAGAUAUAUAGACAAACUUUAUGCUACUGUGAAUGUCCUCCAGAAUUUUUCGGAGAAAGAUGUGAGAUCAGAAGAAAAAGUGAUGAAAGUAAGACCUGUCACACAGAAGUGGAGCAACAUUUUUGCUUGAACGGUGGUACAUGUGUUGAAGGCAACAUAGGAGAACAAUUAAUUUACUACUGUGUGUGUCCAAACUACUACUGGAAGGAGAAGUGCCAAGCGAAAUCGUUACCAGAAGCGCAGCCGUGUCCACCUGAUAAGGACGAAACUUUCUGUAUGAAUGGUGGUACAUGUUAUUUUCAGUGUCUUGAAAACGAAGAGCAUUACUACUGUGACUGUCCAAGAGAUUAUACUGGACUUCGUUGCCAGCAUGAAACAUUCCCUGAGAAAGCUUGCGGACCACCAUUCUAUUUUCUUCUCUGCUUGAAUGGGGGCACGUGUAGUCGAAUGAUAUGGAAAUAUACCGUCGUUUACAGUUGCCAUUGUACAGAAGGUUUUUAUGGCGUGAGAUGCGAACAUGAGUCGAGAAAUGCAGGCCACGAUAAGUGUCAAAGUGAAUCAUUCUGUCUGAACGGUGGAACGUGUUAUGCCGUGAGCGCAGAAACCGAAUCUGUUUAUUUUUGUGAAUGUAAAGAUGGAUACACAGGUCAGAGAUGUGAGUUACAAUUAGAAGCCUAUGGAGAGCUGUGUUCGUCUUCAUUACAAGAAACAUUUUGUCGGAAUGGUGGCACUUGCUAUGAAGGGAACGUCACUGGAAUUACCAUGUACUAUUGUCAGUGUCGUGUCGGCUUCUGGGGAGCUAGAUGUGAAGAACAAACUAUAAUGCGGCUCGAAUGCCCAGAGACAUUAAAGCUAAAUUUAUGUGAGAAUGGAGGAACAUGUCUUGCCAUUACAUCCAACGGACAGGAUAUGAUGUACUUCUGCAAAUGUGUUGAAGGAUUCACUGGAAUAGCCUGUGAGUAUUCAGACCAGCUUUUGAGCACUGUAAGUGAUUGCCCACCACAUAUGUCGAGAGAAUACUGCUUAAAUAAUGGAACAUGCUAUAAGGAUAUAAUUUCAGAUGUAUCAGGCUAUUAUUGUGUCUGCCCUUAUCCAUUUCACGGGGAGAGAUGUGAACUGACGUUCCCCACAGAGUCACAUUGUCCAGAUUUCAUUCAAAAGCAGUUAUGUUCACAGCAUGCUACCUAUGUGAACAUACUUCUAUAA